Diaporthe batatas is the source of this 2724-nucleotide messenger RNA. RefSeq lists its product as uncharacterized. The coding region runs from base 398 to 2578 and encodes 726 amino acids. Gene Ontology annotation, biological process: glucan catabolic process. Gene Ontology annotation, molecular function: beta-glucosidase activity. The transcript has 6 exons. Lineage: Eukaryota; Fungi; Ascomycota; Sordariomycetes; Diaporthales; Diaporthaceae. The record is from RefSeq and is a predicted model, not a curated record.
UGGCACACAACCAAUAGGAGCCAUGACGCCGACAAACGGGACAAACCUGACCUUGGCGCAUCCACCAGAGUAUACCUUCCGCGGUACCUAUUUCGCCAGGGACAAGAUGUGAUCAUCCCUGGCAGCUUGAUUACGGGUGAAUGGCCCUAGGCGGGUAGGUCGUAGCGAUUUAGGACGGGAGAGCAGCUGACUUCUGCGACUUGGCUGCUGUCUGGUCAUUUAGCCAUCCAAAUAUAAACGUGACGGGUGACUGCCUUCCUGUUCGCGCGUCAUACCACCUCGUCUCGAUCAAGGGGCCCCAAAGGGAUCCGCAGACACCGCACCGCACCUUGAACAGCUAUAGCAUAUCUUGAAGUCUCUCUUUUCUCUUCACCGGACCGCAGACAGCUUCUCUGCAAUGCUACUGAAUCUGUGCCUCGCCGCGACCUUCGGGUUGUCGUUGACAUCGCCCGUUCUCGCUCAAACCUUUGACUGGGCCACGGCGUAUGCCAAAGCAAAUGCCUCGCUCGCCAAACUGUCGUUGCAAGAUAAGGUGAAUAUUGUCACUGGCGUGGGCUGGGACAAGGGGCCGUGCGUUGGAAACACUCAGGCUAUCUCCUCCAUCGGUUACCCUCAGUUGUGCCUUCAGGACAGCCCCUUGGGAAUUCGGUUUGGAAAGGCCUCCACCGCUUUCACCCCCGGCAUACAAGCUGCUUCAACCUGGGACAUCGACCUGAUUCGCCAACGAGGCCAGUUCAUGGGAGCCGAGGCGAAGGCGGCUGGUAUUCAUGUCCAACUUGGCCCUGUCGCCGGGCCCUUGGGCAAAAUCGCACAAGGUGGAAGAAAUUGGGAAGGGUUUGGGCCAGACCCUUACUUGACUGGCAUCGCCAUGGCCGAGACCAUUGAAGGGAUGCAAGGCUCAGGUGUCCAGGCUACCGCAAAGCAUUAUAUCUUGAAUGAGCAAGAGAAGAACCGCGAGACAAUGUCUAGUCGCGUUGAUGACAGGACCAUGCAUGAGCUAUAUCUUUGGCCGUUCGCAGACUCUGUCAGAAGUGGCGUCAGUAGCGUUAUGUGCAGUUAUAAUAAGAUUAACGGUACUUGGGCAUGUGAAAAUGACAACGCGUUGAACAAGCUGUUGAAACAGGAACUCGGGUUUCAGGGCUACAUCAUGACUGAUUGGAACGCCCAGCACUCGACUGUUCAGGCUGCCAACACAGGCCUCGACAUGACAAUGCCUGGGUCGGAUUUCAACGGGGGCACUAUCCUUUGGGGACCAGAGCUUACUAAAGCAGUAAACAAUGGACAGGUAACCCAGAGCCGUGUGGACGACAUGGUCAGACGUAUUUUGGCCGCGUGGUAUCUCGUGGGUCAGGAUACUGGGUACCCCCCCAUAAACAUCCAGGCCAGCGUCCAGGGUGACCACAGGACUAACGUGCGAGCCGUUGCGAGGGAUGGGAUUGUGCUCUUAAAGAACACCGGCUCCAUCCUCCCACUCAAGAAGCCAACGAAGCUCGCCCUCAUUGGCUCCGCAGCUGUCGUUAAUCCAUCCGGGGCCAAUGCUUGCACAGAUCGGGGCUGCAACACUGGAAGUCUCGGAAUGGGCUGGGGAAGCGGGACAUCCGAAUAUCCCUAUCUAUCGGCACCGUACGACGCACUGAAGACCAGAACUUCAGCCGACGGCACGACUUUGAGUCUCAGCAGUAGUGAUAGUACGGGCAAUGUGGCCAGCACGGUAUCCGGUGCUGAUGCUGCCAUUGUGGUUAUCACUUCGGAUUCUGGUGAAGGAUACAUUACCGUCGAAGGGAAUGCCGGGGACAGAAACAAUCUUGAUCCCUGGCACAAUGGUAAUGCCCUUGUCCAGGCAGUGGCAGCAGCCAACAAGAAUACCAUCGUGGUGGUCCAGAGCGUUGGCCCAGUCAUACUUGAAAGCAUCCUAGCACUAGACGGUGUCAAAGCAGUUGUGUGGGCAGGACUGGGUAGUCAAGAAAGUGGCAAUGCGCUCGUUGAUAUCCUUUACGGCUCCACCAACCCCAAUGGAAAGCUCCCCUACACUAUCGCCAAGUCGGCCACAGACUACGGAACAUCUGUAACUUCCGGGGACGACUCAUUUCCCGAGGGUCUAUACAUCGACUAUCGCCACUUUGACCAAGCCAAUAUUGCACCUAGAUACGAGUUUGGAUAUGGACUCUCUUACACGAACUUUUCCUAUUCCAAAUUGUCGGUCACAUCGACAGCGGUAUCAGGCCCUGCGACUGGACCCGUUGCACCGGGUGGGCGAAGCGACCUGUUCCAGGAUCUUGCCACCGUGACAGCAACAAUUACCAAUAGUGGCUCCGUGGCUGGCGCUGAGGUUCCCCAGCUUUAUCUAACUCUACCGUCUGGUGCACCUGCUGCUCCACCGAAACAGCUCCGCGGCUUUACCAAGCUGUCCCUCCAGCCGGGUGCGAGCGGCACUGCAACUUUCAAUCUACGGAGGAGAGACCUAAGCUACUGGGACGUCAGAAGCCAAAAUUGGAUCGUGCCAAAAGGGAACUUUGGUAUCAGUGUUGGGGCUUCGAGCCGAGAUGUGAGGUUGAACGGCAGUAUCGUCGUGUCAUGAAGGCAACCUUGGAACUUAUGAGCAUGACGCACUAAUCACACUUCACUGAUCGGCUUCAAGCUGUCUCAGCAGGAAGGAGUGUAUAUUAGUAGACGGGGCUUCGGCGACACUAUAUUCUUCCCAUCUACUAUCUAUCAAUCUACCUA